Messenger RNA from Staurois parvus, 274 nucleotides. Lineage: Eukaryota; Metazoa; Chordata; Amphibia; Anura; Ranidae. The record is from the annotation of a GenBank genome assembly.
CCGAACACCUGUAUAAGCAGCAUUUUUUAUGCCCAAGUGUGCAUGGAUCCUUAAAGUGUUACUAAACCCAGGACCCUGCAUUCACUAUAUCUGGUCUCCCACAGACCCUGCAUUCACUAUAUCUGGUCUCCCACAGUACACACAACAUGGAAGUGCAAUUGUGGUAAAUGUAAACCUGACUACCUUUUCCCAUCAGCAGUUAGAGCAUGUGACUUCUAUCAGUGUCCAGCAGAGCACAUGUUAAAGCUCGUAGGAGUUUUACAUUCUGCUCUAG